GCAAUCAUAAAUUGGGCCAAACGGAUCGAACCCAUGUCAGUGAUUUCCUUCCCCUUCUUGUCAAUCUCGAAAACCUGUUACUGCUUCCUAACUUGAGUGUUUUCUCGGGAAAAUUAGCAGAAAAUGGCAGAUGAGACGACUGGGAGCAAUGGAAACCAUGGAGUUGUCUUGGAAAUGAAAGACACUUCCAACGCCAAGGAAGAGACUACAAGCCCUUUAUUCUCUUUUCCCUUCAUUCAAAAGUUGAUCGCGGAGGUCUUUGGGACCUACUUCCUGAUAUUCGCGGGCUGCGGGUCGGUGGCGGUGAACUUGGACUUCGACAAGGUGGUGACGCUCCCAGGGAUAUCGAUAGUUUGGGGUUUGGCGGUGAUGGUGCUGGUGUACUCGGUCGGACACAUCUCCGGCGCCCAUUUCAACCCGGCGGUCACCGUUGCUUUCGCCACAUGCAGGAGGUUUCCAUGGAAACAGGUACCACCAUACAUAUUGGCACAAGUCGUGGGAUCGACACUGGCAAACGGGACGCUGCGUUUGCUAUUUACCGGCGAACUGAACCAUUUCCUAGGGACUAAACCGGCCGGUUCGGAUGUGCAAGCGUUCGUCUUCGAGUUCAUCAUCACUUUUUACCUCAUGUUCAUCAUCUCCGGCGUCGCGACGGACAAUAGAGCAAUCGGGGAGCUCGCUGGCCUUGCUGUUGGUGCAACAGUCUUGCUGAACGUGAUGUUUGCAGGUAACGGGAGCAUCUAUGAACCCAGCAAGGAGCUUGGGUCCAGCGAUAGUGUUUCACCAUUACGACAAGCUGUGGAUCUACAUCGCGGCACCAAUGGCCGGGGCGAUUUCCGGGGCAUGGGUCUACAACCUGAUCCGGUUCACUGACAAGCCCAUCCGAGAGAUCACCAAAUCCGGCUCUUUCCUCCGGAGCUCCACCCGAAACUGCUCCUCUUGAGCCAAAACUCAUUCCCCCCACCCCCCCUCUCUCUCUCUCUCUUCUCUUUUAUUUUUGCUGCUCAGGAUGCGUGCAUUCAUAGUGGAAAGGGUUAGUUUCUCUUACUUGGAUAGAUGGUUAUUCCCUUCUAUCUGGUGGAAAUGUUAACUUGUUGUAUUUUCAUUUAGAAAAUUAUUUUCCUAAUGAUCGGAAAAUUAAUUUCAACCUCAUCCGGUUCACCGACCU
Rhodamnia argentea is the source of this 1168-nucleotide messenger RNA. Its product is annotated as aquaporin NIP1-1-like. Bases 124 to 873 code for a protein of 249 amino acids. The transcript is spliced from 5 exons. Gene Ontology annotation, biological process: transmembrane transport. The record is from RefSeq and is a predicted model, not a curated record. Gene Ontology annotation, molecular function: channel activity. NCBI's taxonomy places the organism in Eukaryota, Viridiplantae, Streptophyta, Magnoliopsida, Myrtales, Myrtaceae. Gene Ontology annotation, cellular component: membrane.